Messenger RNA from Mytilus californianus (California mussel), 3506 nucleotides. Its product is annotated as WD repeat-containing protein 6-like. Lineage: Eukaryota; Metazoa; Mollusca; Bivalvia; Mytilida; Mytilidae. The record is from RefSeq and is a predicted model, not a curated record. Gene Ontology annotation, molecular function: protein binding. The transcript has 25 exons. Gene Ontology annotation, cellular component: cytoplasm. Gene Ontology annotation, biological process: tRNA methylation. The coding region runs from base 139 to 3501 and encodes 1120 amino acids.
CUUCCGGCUAAAUGGAAAGUUGAAUUUGCAGCUUGCUAAUGCUAAAGAUUGAAAUAAGGGUAGAUUAUAAUGGUGUUUAGAAUUUGUUUGCUUUAUGCAGAUGUUUCUUCUAUAUAAAUAUACAAAAUAUUGUCUGCAAUGGAGAAUGCUAAAUGUAUAUACCAUACUGGGCCAGUUACAGCACUUCAUGUAGAAGGCACAUACAUUAUUGCAGGUUGUGGUGAUUACUUGUACUUGUAUGAUAGUGAAACUACCAAAUGCUUACAAAGAUUAUCAGCAUUAACUUGUACAAGAAUUCAUGGUAUUAGGUCAGACAGCAAUGGCCAGUUGUGUGCUUUUGGUGAGAAGAGAGCUUGUAUUGUUACCAUGGAUACAGAUACAUUGUCACUCCCAAAUAGGAAGACUCUACUUCAGGACUUAAUCUGGGAUGCACAGUUCUUAAAGGUCAAAGGUCAGGUUGUUUUUGCUUUGGCACACAACACCAUUGUAAAAUGGGACAGCAAUAAUGACCAGAUUAUGGACAUUGUACAGUGUGAAGAAAACAGUAUUCUAUACUGUGCACGUUUUAUUACAUCAAGUUGGGAGAAUUUGAUUUUAGCUGCAGGAACAGUAACAAAUCAAGUUUUGUUGUGGUCACCUAAUACUACAAGAAAUAGUUCUGGACUGUGCACAGUAAUGCACAGGUUCUCAGGUCACCAGGGUGUAAUUUUCUCAGUGCGAUACAACACACAAAGACAGCAAAUUUGUUCUGUUUCUGAUGACAGGAGCAUUAGAAUAUGGCAGUUGACAUUUCCUGGUAAGGAGGUAACUAUGGCAAUAGAUGACCUUGACAUAGAAGAUUGGACUAGGUGUCAGAGCUCUCCACUACAUGUAUUAUAUGGACAUUCUGCUAGAGUCUGGGACAUAAAUUUACUGAGUAACGUUAUGAUCAGUAUUGGCGAGGACAGUUCAUGCUGUGUAUGGAACUACAGUGGAGAGGUUAUUCAAAAAUUCAAAGGUCAUAAGGGAAAAAGUAUAUGGAGUUUGUCUGCAGAUAAAAAAGAACAGUUUUUUGUCACUGGUGGUGGUGAUACCAGUAUCAGAUUGUGGAAACUUAAUGUUGCAGAAAACCAGUCAGUGAAUAUGUUACAUAGUCAAAGUCUACCAUUCCCUGAUCAAAAUGAUUUUGUGAGAGUUGUGUCCCUUUGGAAAUCAAACUAUGUUUUAGGAAUUACAGAUGAAGGGUCAUUAUUAAUCCACAGCUUAAUAGAUAAUAAAACCUCAGUGAUAUUUAAAGAUACUAACUUUAAAUCUUAUACCGUUAUAGCAGUUUCCCAUGUGAUAGCUUUAGGGAACAUCAAAGGAACUCUACGUCUUGUUUAUUCAGAGAAUCUGACAGACAAGAAGUUUACUUGGAAUGAUUAUGAUAUCUACAAAGGGAAAGUACUCUCUAUCCACUGCCUGUCAGAAGAUUCUUUGUUAACCACUGGACCAGAGGGACGUAUUCAUUGUUAUGAAUUGUCAUCAGUAGAAAAUGGUGUUGCUAUGAUGACUUUGAUACAGACAUUUACAUUGCCAUAUUGUAAACAAAGAUGGGUGUCUGCUGUAACACUAAGCACUGAUAGAAAGAGUCUAAUCUGUGGAGAUAGAGCUGGAACAGUCCAUGUUUACAGAUGGGGAGAACCAAUUAAUCAGGUACUUUUACAGUAUUUGGAUCCAGUACAGAGCUUUUGGAAGAUACAUGGAAAAACAGGGGUAACAGAUAUUUGUUCAGCAGAUAACACUAUUUACACUGCAGGACGUGAUGGCCAUUACAGGCAGUUCACAAUAGAUAAUGGACAGCUAAUGCUGCUCAACAGCAAUAGGGUAUUUAAAGGAUUUGAUUGGUUAGAUAAACUUGAACUACGACCUGAUGGAGAUAUUUAUAUCUAUGGCUUUCAGUCUGACAGUUUUAUAUUGUUCAGUGUUAACAACAACCAGAAACUGGUCAAGAUUCCAUGCGGUGGUGGACAUAGGACAUGGGAUUGUCAGAUCAUUCACGACAAAAUCUCUUUUGUAUAUUUGAAAGUGAGGGAAGUAGUUCUGUGCAAGACAGAUCUCCACACAAACCAAUUAAUUUUGAAGGAAAGUUUACAUGGAAGGGAAACAACUUGUAUAAGACAUCUAUAUUCAACUGAAUUUGACUGUAAACCAUGUGAUAUUAUUAUAACAAGCAGUGAAGAUACUACAGUUCUUAUCUGUAGUUUGACUUAUAAUGAAAAGGGAAUUUUAAAGCUUUCAUGUCUGCAUACUCUUAGAGAUCAUAUUUCAAAUGUUAAGUGUAUGGCAAGUUGUGUAUCAAAUAUUCAUGGAGGCUAUCUUGUUUUUACUGGAGGUGCUAGGGCACAACUUGUAAUUUCAAGGAUUUUAAUCCAGAAAGAGGCUGACAUUAGUGAUAUUAAAACCUCAUUUCAAACUUUAAAGUCAUGUCAUCUGAAUGAGGAAUGGUUAACAAGAAAACAGAAAAAAGCCAAAUCUUUCCGUUCCAAUCCAGAGACAAGAAUUAUGGACUUGAGUGUACUGUCCUUAAAGGAUAUUGUAUCAGAUGCUCCUGGUCAUCUCUAUGUUGUAGGAGCUGCAUGUUCUGAUGGCAAUAUCAGGUUUUUCAUAUUCAGUGAGACAUUGAAGAAUUUGAUACCGUUAUAUUACUCUGCUUUUCAUGACCAUUGUGUACUCAGGAUAACUCAUACAUUUGUAUCCACAACAAAAGGCAGCAGACGACUUUUAUUCUUGUCAGCAGGAACUGAUGGAAGAAUUGCAUUGUGGGAUAUUUCUAAGUUGCUGUUGUCAUUUAUAACAUCAAAUACAAUAGAGGUAGUAGAGAAUGUAGAAAAUAAUCAAUUUAACAGUACACAUUUAUCAAAUUUCAAAGACACAUCUAAUUCGGAUUCAAACUACACAAGCAUUACUAAUGUAGGUGAAGCAGAUACAUGUACUAAUAGUGAGAAUAAAGUAAUAUCCAGUAAUGGCCCUGAAGGAGAGAAAUGUUUUAAUAAAGACUUAGUUAAUAGCAACAGUGACAAUUGUGUAGAAGAAAAGUCUUGUGAACCAGUAUUUGUGAUACCAAGUCUUCAGUCUGGAGUUAAUGGAUUGAGUUCUUUACAGUUAAAUGAUGGUAGAUUGCUGAUAGCUAGUGGAGGAGAUGACAAUGCCUUGGUAUUAUCUGUGAUAUCAAUACAAGAAAAUAACAAUAUAACACUUGAAGGAAAAUAUCAACAGAUAUCUGCUCAUGCAGCUCAAAUUACAGGUGUACAGAUAGUUAAUGAGAAUAAGGUUCUAACAGCAUCAGUGGACCAAAGAUUGUGUUUAUGGGAUGUUUGUUUACAAGAUUCUGGACCUAAAAUAUUAAUAGUAUGGUGUAGAUUCGUCAGUGUACCUGAUAUAUCACAUAUGGAGUUAUGGCAGAAUGAAAACAGAUUAACAAUUGGACUGUCUGGUGAAGGAAUAUCAAUAUAUGAAGUGGAGAAAAAUAAAUUAUCUUAAAAUCA